This is a messenger RNA of Folsomia candida, 1968 nucleotides long. RefSeq names its product ATP synthase subunit alpha, mitochondrial (gene blw). Gene Ontology annotation, biological process: proton motive force-driven ATP synthesis; proton transmembrane transport. Lineage: Eukaryota; Metazoa; Arthropoda; Collembola; Entomobryomorpha; Isotomidae. Gene Ontology annotation, molecular function: ADP binding; proton-transporting ATP synthase activity, rotational mechanism; ATP binding. The record is from RefSeq and is a predicted model, not a curated record. The transcript has 11 exons. The coding region runs from base 119 to 1732 and encodes 537 amino acids.
UUUCUGCUCGGCUCUCCAUCCACUCCUUCUCGCCACCACCACUGCCACUCCAAAAUCUGCCCGUUUUUUGGGACUCAAUUUCCGAAAAAACUUCAAAAUUUAAUCCACGACCGAAAAAAUGGCCUUCUCCAUUGCGCGCUGCUCAUCCAAAGUCGCCAGACUAGGCACCAUCCAGCAGAAAUUAUGGCUGCACACAUCCCCAGCCUUCCAGUCUGCGGAGAUCUCUGCGAUUUUGGAAGAGCGGAUUUUGGGCGCAGCGCCCAAAGCGGAUUUGGAGGAGACUGGUCGUGUCCUCAGUAUUGGUGACGGUAUCGCUCGUGUCUACGGGCUAAAGAACAUCCAGGCCGAGGAGAUGGUGGAAUUCUCCGCCGGUCUCAAGGGCAUGGCGUUGAACUUGGAGCCUGACAACGUCGGUGUCGUCGUCUUCGGUAACGACAAGCUCAUUAAGGAGGGUGAUAUCGUCAAACGAACUGGUGCCAUUGUGGACGUCCCAAUCGGUGAUGAGCUUCUUGGCCGAGUCGUCGACGCUUUGGGCAACCCCAUCGAUGGAAAGGGUGCUUUCAAGGGAGGAAAGAGGGCCCGAGUCGGAGUCAAGGCGCCCGGCAUCAUCCCCCGCGUGUCUGUCCGAGAGCCUAUGCAGACCGGGAUUAAGGCCGUCGACUCGCUCGUCCCGAUCGGUCGAGGUCAGCGAGAGUUGAUCAUUGGGGAUCGUCAAACGGGCAAGACCUCCGUCGCCAUUGACACCAUCAUCAAUCAAAAGCGGUUCAACGAUGCGGGCGACGAGAAGAAGAAGCUGUACUGCAUUUACGUCGCCAUUGGGCAAAAGAGAUCCACCGUGGCGCAAAUCGUGAAGCGAUUGACGGACGCGGACGCCAUGAAGUAUACCAUCGUCGUAUCUGCCACUGCCUCUGAUGCCGCUCCACUGCAAUACUUGGCCCCAUAUUCGGGCUGCGCGAUGGGAGAACAUUUCAGGGACAAUGGCAAACACGCUUUGAUCAUCUUUGACGAUUUGUCUAAGCAGGCUGUGGCUUAUCGUCAAAUGUCCCUGCUGCUUCGUCGUCCCCCAGGUCGUGAAGCUUACCCCGGUGACGUUUUCUACCUUCAUUCACGUCUUUUGGAGCGAGCCGCCAAGAUGAACGAGACACACGGCGGUGGUUCCCUCACUGCGCUGCCAAUCAUUGAAACUCAGGCCGGAGAUGUGUCAGCCUACAUCCCAACUAACGUCAUUUCCAUUACUGAUGGACAAAUCUUCUUGGAAACUGAGUUGUUCUACAAGGGUAUCCGACCUGCUAUCAACGUCGGUUUGUCUGUGUCACGUGUAGGGUCAGCUGCCCAGACCAAGGCUAUGAAACAAGUCGCUGGUUCCAUGAAGUUGGAGUUGGCUCAGUAUCGUGAGGUCGCAGCUUUCGCCCAGUUCGGUUCAGAUUUGGAUGCGUCAACACAACAACUGUUGAACCGUGGUGUUCGGCUCACCGAGUUGUUGAAGCAAGGUCAAUACGUUCCAAUGGCCAUUGAGGAGCAAGUCGCCGUCAUUUACUGCGGUGUACGAGGUCACAUUGAUAAAUUGGACCCAGCAAAGAUCACUGCUUUCGAAAAGAGUUUCUUAGAGCACAUUAAGGCUUCCCAUCAAGACGUACUAAAGUCAAUUGCUACCGAGGGAAAAUUGUCAGAAGGUACGGAUGCUAAACUUAAGAAAAUUGUAACCGAUUUCAUGGCCACCUUCCAAGGAUAAAUACGAAGCGUGCGCGUGCAAAGUAAUAACUAUAACGUAAAUACACUGUAAUUAACUAUGAUUUAAAGUUAUAAAUUAAAAAUUCCUUCCCAUAUUAAUUGGAGCUUUAGUUUACAGUUUAGUAAAUGAAACAGAGAGAGUAAGAGUGAACAGAAAUUCAUGUUCAAAAACAUAAAAAAAUCGAUGAAGUGUGUAGUAGUCAAUGACUUAUCUAUAAUAAAUAAUUUUUGGUUGAA